Molecule: messenger RNA, 1871 nt
Organism: Nothoprocta perdicaria
Lineage: Eukaryota; Metazoa; Chordata; Aves; Tinamiformes; Tinamidae
Gene: CCN3
Product: nephroblastoma overexpressed
Exons: 5
Coding region: 1-1053 (350 amino acids)
Biological process (GO): cell adhesion; signal transduction
Cellular component (GO): extracellular matrix; extracellular region
Molecular function (GO): integrin binding; heparin binding
Source: RefSeq, a predicted model, not a curated record
AUGCUGGCGGGCGGCGGGCAGCGCCUGCCCCUGCUCUUCCUCCUCCUACUCCUCCUCCUGGUGCAGGCAAGUGCUGUGCCGGGCAGCUCGGGGAGCUGCUCUCGCCCGCGCUGCCCGGCGGAGGCUCCGCGCUGCGCGCCCGGCGUGCCCGCCGUGCUCGACGGCUGCUCGUGCUGCCCGGUGUGCGCCCGGCGGCGCGGCGAGAGCUGCUCCGCGCUGCUGCCCUGCGACGAGAGCAGCGGCCUCUACUGCGAGCGCGGCCACGACGACGGCGGCGCCAGCGGCAUCUGCAUGGUGCUGGAAGGGGACAACUGCGUGUUUGACGGCAUGAUCUACCGCAACGGGGAGACCUUCCAGCCCAGUUGCAAGUAUCAGUGCACCUGCCGCGACGGGCAGAUCGGCUGCCUGCCCCGCUGCAACCUCGACCUGCUGCUCCCCGGCCCCGACUGCCCCUUCCCCAGGAAAGUGGAGGUCCCCGGAGAGUGCUGCGAGAAGUGGGUCUGCGACCCCAAGGACGACGUCAUUCUGGGAGGCUUUGCUAUGGCCGCGUUCAGACAGGAGGCYACGCUGGGGAUCGAUGUUUCCGAUUCGAGUGCCAACUGCAUCGAGCAGACGACGGAAUGGAGUGCUUGCUCCAAGAGCUGCGGCAUGGGCUUUUCCACACGCGUCACCAACAGGAAUCAGCAGUGUGAGAUGGUGAAGCAGACCCGGCUUUGCAUGAUGAGACCUUGUGAGAAUGAGGAGUCUCCUGAUAAGAAAGGGAAGAAAUGUAUCCGAACAAAGAAGUCCCUGAGAGCUGUUCGCUUUGAGUACAAGAACUGCACGAGCGUGCAGCUGUACAAACCACGUUACUGUGGCCUCUGCAAUGAUGGGCGAUGCUGCACCCCACAUAACACCAAAACGAUCCAGGUCGAGUUCCGUUGUCCUCAGGGCAAGGUCGUAAAGAAGCCGAUGAUGCUGAUCAACACCUGUGUUUGCCACAAUAACUGUCCUCAGAGCAACAACGCUUUCUUCCAGCCAUUGGAGCUAACGUCUAGUGAAGUGAAAAUAUGAAAUGCUUUAGUGCUUUAAUUAGGUGGCUCAAAAGGUAUAAAUAUUUUAUGUAGAACUUGACCCACAAUCAAGUGAAUCUAAGUGAAUAUUUAAGAUAUCUAGGAUGUUUUUUUCUGAACAAUCUAGACAUUUUUUCCCUAUAGUUUAUUAAAUACCUCAUUUUACAUCUGCCCCUCUCCAAAUAUCAUUUUUUCACUUGAACAAAAUUUUGUACCUUGGACAAAAGGUAUUUUUUUUCUAUUUUCUUUUAUUUCUAUUUUUUUUUUUGUUUUGUUUUGUUGUGUAAAGCUCAUUAAAUGAACAGCUAGUCCCUCUCCAUGAGUUAUGGGAAUUAUGCUGCUGACUUCAGUGGUCACAAGACUGGGCUCUUUAGUAGCAAAUGGAUUCCCUGGGGAAUGCAUGGCACUGUGUCACGUAAGCUUCCAAAUUCUUAACCUUAGUUUGCAUAAUAUCUACAAACAUUUAUGCGGUGUUCGUUUUCUAUUCUGUUGAAAUUCUAUUUCUGAUGAUGGUAAAAAUCUUACUGAUCAGAGUGCUGAAUUCCGUAUAAAAUAUUGUCUCUCUGUAGAUUUGACCUCCUCUGAGGAUUCAGUUUGCACAAACUUCUGACAUGACAAAACUAAGAUCUCUUAUCCUAAAGUAUAGGAGAUUGAUAGCUGAUUGCAAUUAAAUUACUCUUUGGCAGCUUCACUAGCAGCCUAUGCAAAACCCAAUGUCAAUGACUCCAGUGGACUUGGUUCUAACCAAUGUGUUUCUGUAGAUAUAAACGUUAGGGUGCAAAAAUAAGAAUUAUGUAAAUUCUUCUAAAAUACUAAUUG